Thunnus maccoyii (southern bluefin tuna) is the source of this 2825-nucleotide messenger RNA. It is a transcript of the gene alpi.1, whose product is annotated as alkaline phosphatase, intestinal, tandem duplicate 1. The transcript is spliced from 12 exons. Gene Ontology annotation, biological process: dephosphorylation. NCBI's taxonomy places the organism in Eukaryota, Metazoa, Chordata, Actinopteri, Scombriformes, Scombridae. The record is from RefSeq and is a predicted model, not a curated record. Gene Ontology annotation, molecular function: alkaline phosphatase activity. Gene Ontology annotation, cellular component: plasma membrane. The coding region runs from base 296 to 1957 and encodes 553 amino acids.
CGUGUGGAACAAAGUUGGACCAACUCACCUCAUUUCACACAUUAACUGUUGUGUUUGCGUCGAAGAAAGACAUUUUCAUUCUGCAGGCGGUCUCCACUACCUCACAGAAGAAAAAUGCUAACCCCGCUUCACUUCCCAUGGAAAAACCUGCCAAGUUGACUUGCCUAUGAGCUGGCGUGGGCCCUUCCUUACUACACACCCAGCGGGGCUUUAAAAAGGCAGGGCCGGAGGUCUCAGCAGCCACACACACUUUCUGCCAGUGCCUCUGCCUUUUGGUCGUGGUGUUUUGCGCUGAAUGCCGGUUGUGUCAACCUCUCCAGCCUCCGGGUUGCUCGGAUUAGAGAUGCAGACACCACAGCGCAGGGCCCCCAAUCUGCUGCUCAUCCUUCUGGGUCCCAUCCUGCUGGCUGUGGAUUGGGUCGCUAUGGAGAGCCAAGAGCUGUAUGAGCUUGAGAAAGAACCAUCCUAUUGGGAUGCUCAGGCGAGGGCAACACUGGAUGCUGCGUUGAAACUCCGCCCUCGAGAGCACCAGGCCAAGAACAUCAUCCUGUUCCUCGGCGACGGGAUGGGCGUGUCCACAGUGUCUGCAGCUCGAAUUCUGCAAGGUCAGAUGGAGGGCAGGUCUGGGGAGGAGACGAUGCUGACCAUGGACACUUUUCCAUAUGUGGCCCUGUCUAAGACCUACAGUGUGGAUAAGCAGGUAGCGGACAGUGCUAGCACAGCUACAGCCUACCAUUGUGGGGUGAAAGCCAAUGCUAAAACCGUUGGAGUCAGCGCUAAUGCAGUGGCCUACGAGUGCAACACCACCUUUGGUAACGAGGUCUUCUCAGUACUACGACGUGCAAAAGCACAAGGAAAAUCAGUUGGUAUCGUAACCACCACUCGUGUCCAGCAUGCCUCACCAGCUGCUGCCUAUGCCCACUCCGUCAGCCGGAGCUGGUACAGUGAUGCCGACCUUCCUUAUAGCGCCCGGCGUCAAGGCUGUGUUGACAUCGCCACCCAACUGGUCACCAAUGUUGACAUUGAUGUGAUUCUGGGGGGAGGGAGGAUGUACAUGACACCAAAAGGCACUCCAGACCCUGAGUACCCCACCUCCAACUCUCGCAAGGGGGAGCGCAAAGACAGGAGGAACCUCAUUGACGUGUGGCUGAAGGCUAAACCAAACAAGAAGUCAUACUAUGUUUGGCACAGGAAGGAGUUUGAUGAGAUAAACGUUAAAACUACUGACCGGCUCAUGGGUCUGUUUGAGCCAAAGGACAUGAGAUUUGAGGUUUACCGGAAUGACACGCGUGAUCCCUCCAUUGUGGAGAUGACAGAGAAGGCCAUUCAAAUCCUCAGCAAGAAUCCGAAAGGAUACUUCCUGUUUGUGGAAGGAGGGAGAAUAGAUCAUGGCCACCAUGAUGGCAUCGCCAAACUGGCACUGACAGAAGCUGUGAUGUUCGACCAAGCAGUUCAUCGUGCUGCACAGCUAACCAGAGAAUCCGAUACACUGACUGUUGUCACUGCUGAUCACUCUCACGUCUUCACCUUUGGUGGCAACACACCUCGAGGAAAUCCAAUCUUUGGUCUGGCACCAAAGAAAGCUGAUGACAAAAUGCCUUUCACCAGCAUCCUGUACGCCAAUGGCCCCGGUUACGUCCAUAUAAAUGGAACCAGAGGGAACAUCACAUUGGUGGAUUACUAUGAUGAGGAGUACAUGCAGCAGGCUGCCGUCCCACUCGAUGCUGAGACGCACGGCGGGGAGGAUGUGGCCAUCUACGCCAAAGGCCCGAUGGCUCACCUGUUCCACGGAGUGAAAGAGCAGAACUACGUGGCACAUGUCAUGGCCUAUGCUGCCUGUCUGGAGCCCUACACGAACUGCCCUCCUCACCCCCACACCCACACUUCCACCAGCUGUAUGAAUACACCCUCAAGCCUCCUGUUUGGCAUAAUUGGCCUUCUCUGGCUGUUUAGAUGACCCCCCCAUACACACACAUUAACACACACACACUCACGGUUGAACAAAUACAUUGUAUGCAUGCAGCAGAACAUUUGUACAGUACAUGCACACCUUCACUGUAUGCACACAGGCUGGUAAGUCAGAUUGCAGGGAUAAACAUACAUGUGUAAUAUCUCAUUUUCAAAUGCAAACUACCAUUCAGGCAUUGCAAGGUAGUUAACAUGCAAGUAUGAACAUUAAUUCACACACAAGCAGUGCUUUAAAAGCAUUUCAUGCAACUGUUGCUUAUUUUAUAAAACACUCUUUUCAACCUGUAAUGGCAACAUGACUACUAUCUUGCACAAAGUAGUUCUUUCAUUGGCUAGUUAGAUUCUUGCCCUUGUCUCAAGUUACCUACAAUCUAUGCUAGCACUCAUCACUCAGACCUAUCAAACAUUUGCAAGGAGCUGCAAUUUCCUAUGUACACAUCAAUCUGAGGCUUUACCUAGAAUAACUUGAAAUAGGCAAUCGAGUUUAGGGCUUACUGUUUAGCUUGUGGACACACAGCUGUUGAUCUACAUGUUGUUCAUUGUGUGGAUUUAAUAUAUGACUGGACGGUUGCAGAAAUCUGUACCAGGAGCCAUCAUGCCAUGCCAAGCUGCGACACCAACAGAUGUUACAAGAACUCAUAAAGAUGCUGUACCUCUUUCUGAGUCUUUCAGGAGCAUAUGUAGCUUUUAAGUUUUAUGAAAUUUCUAUCUUGACCUCAUUGGUUCCAAAUAGUUAAUCUGUUUGUCUGUCAAAUUGUCUGUCACUUGAUAUGUAAUCUAUUUGGAUUGUCCUACAUGAAUGUAUUUUAUAAGCAAAUAUUGUCAAUGUAUUUUUUAUACUGUGUAUUUGCAAAUGU